UCUGUUGACAUACAAAGCUAUCCGUCCAAUGUACCAAUUGUGGUGGACAACACACCUCCCAACGAAUCACAGCACACCGUUUGAUUUACUGUUCUCAUUCUUUCAUUGCAUGACAUCACAUGUUUAGUUCGUUUUCACCUACUAACUCGAAAUUAAAUAAAAAAUUCAAAAAAAAUUCAUACAUACAAAUAGAUUUUAUUUGGAUAAAUAUCUAUCAAACUCCACAUUACUCAUUAAUGUCAAUGGCUCUUGAUUAAUUUUCAUCUCUUGCCCAUAUACAAGGAAUGAAGAGAUUGUAGCAUUCCAUCUAUACAUACAUACAUACAUAUAUUAAUUCUUCCUCUCUUCUUAAUGGAUAUUUAUACGAAUUUGGUACCAAAAUUUUAUCUGGGUGCUAUAUUGCUAAUACUUGGGCUAUUGUUUCCUACCAUAAACAAAGCAGGUCUCCUCUCUCUCUCUCUCCCCCCAUAGAAGUGAUUUCAUAUUGUAUGUGCUAGUGUUUGCUCAUCAUUAAUUCUUGUACCCUGUAAAGAGCACAAUCCAUAGGUGUGUGCAAUGGACUAAAUGGCAGCAAUUUACCAUCGGCGCAGGAAACUGUAGACUUAUACAAAUCCGAAGGCAUUGGGAGGAUGCGAAUCUAUAAUCCAGACCAAGCAACACUGCAGGCCCUUAGAGGAUCCAAUAUAGAACUCAUCCUCGGCGUUCCGAACUCAGAUCUUCAACCGCUUGCAUCCGAUGCUUCAGCCGCAACUCAAUGGGUUCAGAAGAAUGUAAUAGCCUACUCACCCGAUGUCAAGCUCCGAUACAUUUCUGUGGGAAAUAAAGUUGAUCCCAACAAUCCUACAAGUCCUUUUGUUCAGUUUGUUCUCCCCGCAAUGCGAAACAUCCACAACGCGAUUGUAGCAGCUGGAUUACAAGACCAAAUCAAGAUUUCAACAGCAACACAUGUGCACCUUUUGGGCAAUUGGUACCGUCCGUCACAAAGCGUAUUUGCAGAGAGGGCACAGUCGUUCAUGGAGCCAAUCAUCGGCUUCCUAAUUAACAAUAGUGCCCCAUUACUCACCAGCAUAUACCCUUACUAUAUCUAUGUUAGUGACACACAAAACUUUCAGCUUCCUUAUGCCUUAUUUACUGAAUCAGGAGUAAUUGUACGAGACGGUUCGUUAGGCUACACAAACCUUUUUGAUGUUUUGUUGGAUGCCAUGUACUCUGCUGUUGAGAAGGUAGGUGGACGGAGUUUGAAGAUUGUGGUUUCGGAGAGUGGCUGGCCGUCUGCGGGUGGUACUGCAGCAACUGUGGAGAAUGCAAACACUUACUAUAGAAAUUUGAUGAAUCAUGUCAAGGGAGGGACUCCAAAGAGGCCAGGGAAGGCUAUAGAAACUUAUUUGUUCGCCAUGUUUGACGAGAACCAAUCUAAAGGGGAAGAGAUUCAAGCUCAUUUUGGCCUGUUCGAUCCUAAUAGGCAGCCUAAAUACCAAAUUUCUUUUAAAUUAGUUUCUUUUUAUUUCUAUUGUCCUGUCAGAUAACUCCCCACAAUACUCUUGGCAAACUCAAACUCUGUAGAUACAAUUACAUAUAUAUGUGUGUGUGUGUGUGUGUCAAAUCUCUCUAAUUCAUUUUAAAAAUUCACCACUAUCUUAAAUGAAAGCAAUUUAUCAAGGUCCAUGGCCUAAUUGUAUCUAAAGAGUUUGAGUUCUUCAAGAGUAUUGUGGGAGUUAUUUGCACACAAAAAGUAAACUAGUAUUAGAAAUCCUUCUAAUUAACUUUAGGGACAAGUGCUGAAAACACUCCUCCUAAUGUAUACUCUUGUAGUACUUUUAUCCUCUAUUUGAAAAGUGUGCAAAUUAAAAUCA
This is a messenger RNA of Cornus florida, 1853 nucleotides long. Its product is annotated as glucan endo-1,3-beta-glucosidase-like. The transcript is spliced from 3 exons. Gene Ontology annotation, molecular function: hydrolase activity, hydrolyzing O-glycosyl compounds. The record is from RefSeq and is a predicted model, not a curated record. NCBI's taxonomy places the organism in Eukaryota, Viridiplantae, Streptophyta, Magnoliopsida, Cornales, Cornaceae. Gene Ontology annotation, cellular component: plasma membrane. The coding region runs from base 630 to 1526 and encodes 298 amino acids. Gene Ontology annotation, biological process: carbohydrate metabolic process.